Molecule: messenger RNA, 2497 nt
Organism: Fundulus heteroclitus (mummichog)
Lineage: Eukaryota; Metazoa; Chordata; Actinopteri; Cyprinodontiformes; Fundulidae
Gene: sfrp2l
Product: secreted frizzled-related protein 2 like
Exons: 3
Coding region: 97-1128 (343 amino acids)
Biological process (GO): canonical Wnt signaling pathway; non-canonical Wnt signaling pathway; negative regulation of canonical Wnt signaling pathway
Molecular function (GO): Wnt-protein binding
Source: RefSeq, a predicted model, not a curated record
GUUUCCAGCAAACACCUCUUUGUUUACACCCCCGGGAUAGUCAAGUCCAGGCAGUGGGGCUACAAGCAGUGACAACUUCCCAAAGGCACCAGAACCAUGUCUGUUUUUCUGCUCGGCUCUCUGCUCUUCGGCGUGAUCCGCGCCUCCGACACCGCCGCGGCUCAAGCCCCGCUCGGACCGCCUGCCGUCGGCUUCGGCUCCUCGUUCCGCGCGGUGUGCAAGCCCAUCCCGAGCACCCUGGCUCUGUGCCACGGCAUCGGGUACCGGCGCAUGUGGGUCCCCAACCUGCUCGGCCACGACUCAAUGAAGGAGGCCCAGCAGCAGUCGGCCGCCUGGCUGCCGCUCAUCUCCAAGCUGUGCCACCGGGACACCAAGAAGUUCCUGUGCUCGCUGUUCGCCCCGGUGUGCCUGCCGGAGCUCGGCGGGCCCGUCAGCCCCUGCAGGAGCCUGUGCGAGGCCGUGCGAGACGGCUGCGUGCCCGUGAUGAGCGCCUUCGGCUUCCCCUGGCCCGAGAUGUUUAACUGCUCCCGGUUCCCGGCCGGGACCGAGCUCUGCAUCCCAGCCACCGGCCAGCCGGAGGAGGAGGAGGCGACGGAGGAGGAGGUCAGGCGUGAGGAGGAGCUGAAAGGAAGUGUCAUCUGUGACGCCUGUAGUCUGACUGCUGAAGGAGAGUCUGACAUCCAGGAAAACUUCUGCCACAGCCCAUAUGCAUUAAAGAUGCGCCUGGACAGCGUGUCAACAUUGGGAGGCGACCGCCAGCUGGUGCCCGUGGCCCGCAGCCGCAUCCUGAGGUGGGCAGGGGGAGGUGCAGAGCGGGCGCAGGAGUUUGGAGGCGCGGUGGCCCACGAGGCUUUGUGGCUGCAGGAAGGAGCCAGCUGUACUUGUCCCGGCUUAGACUUCAAAGAAGCAAACAACGAGAGAGAGCAAAAUGACGAGGCGGUUGACACUAGACAGGAGAAAAGAGGAGGAAGGCUGGAGAACAGGGCCCGAGACGGAUGGUUCCUGGCCCUAGCUCAGGCUGAAGAAGGAAGACUGGUUUUGACGCGGCUCGUUAAGUGGACCCGAGGGGACAAAGAGCUAAAGAAGUUCAUCAGAACGCUUCUUAAAAGGCCUUGUCCGGAGCUGUGAAAAAUAUAAAUGUAACUGUAUACUAGUUGUAACACUUACUGUAUAUUCAUUCACCCAAACCUAAAACACAAGCAGGAUGAAACUGUCAAUAAUUAACAUUUGGUAGUUUCCUGAGUAUUACGGUUAAGAAAAAUACAGGAGAAAAAAAAUCUACUUUUUUGUGUAAAAUAGUCCCUUUAUAAAAGGUCUUUCCUUGUAUAUCUGCGGGUUGAUGGUACAGUUGCAUGUAAGUCACUUUUUGAGCUAUAAUGUGUCAUACAUUCCCACCUACUAGGUAGCCAGCAUAAGUUAUAGGACACCUUUAAAAGUAACAUGAUUUAACUGCUACGGAUUAGGGCGAGUCUGGGGAUGAUUGUAACUCUUUUUGCUUCAGCAUAUCCAACUUCUGGAUAUUUUUUUAUUUUAUUUUUUUUGAGAUACAGUUCUCCAAGUUUUUUAUAAGAUCCCCACAUGCGAUUACUAUAAAUGGUACGGAUAAAACCCCUGUAAGUAUUAUCACAGACUUUGUGAGUUCAUUUAAAAGACACAGUUCUCCUGUGUUAAAACCUACCCCAGUAGUGGGGAAGGGUGUCAAACUUUGGACUGCGAAGCAGAGGACCAAGGCCUCUGUAUGUGGGUGGCGCACACACUACCCCUGCACCAUCACCCCAUCCAUUUAACAAUUGUUUAUUUAUUUGUCUUCUUUGCUAAAGAUGAUUGAAAGCACAGCAAGAACCUAAGUAAGAUUAUAUUUUUUGUUAAAAAAGGCUAAAGAAUAAAAACACACUCUAUAUAGUGUUGUGAGUAUGCAGUCCAAAUGGUGCAAAGCCUGAGAUUGUUACAGAAAUCCACCAGAUUUACAAGAUACUUGUUAAUUUUAUCUAUUUUGUCCAGAAAACCUUUGUUUGGUAGCCUACUGAAGAACGAGACACUGAGCUGCUUGCUAGUCAUUGCAACAUGAUUUUGGUAAAGUUACGCAGGCAGAGAUGUUGAUGCAAAGUCAGGAAAGUCACGAUUUCACAGUCAGUGUACACCCACAGCAACAAUGUUUGUGGGUUUUUGUGGGCAUGCAUGAAAGAAAUCGUAUUUUAAUGAAAUUAUCCCUAAAACCGAGAGCAAUCUUUGCAGGAACUGAUACAUGUUUGCAGUGAAACAAUCAAACUGUUGUUUGUAAUGAAAUUCUGUAUUUUCCUAACAGUUCUUUUUUUUUUGUUACCAUUUCCUUUUCUAUAGUUUACUCAGUUAAUCUAUUUAAAAUAACAAGAACAAUGCCCACAUGAAUAAGAAAUUUACUUUAAUUCUGUUUUUCUUUUUUAUUCGUACCUCAUAAAGCUCUAUUAUGUUUGAAUUACUUCCUUCUAUAUUUAAAUAAACACAUUAUUGUAUUUAA